AUGUCGCUAUGGUCUGAGGACCCUUGCAUGCUUUCUUUUUCCUAUAUUGCAGGCUACCUGCCUGAGACAUUCAGCUGGGAGGAGUACCUCAAGUCGUGUGGAGCUAAAGCAGCACCAAGAUCGUGCUUUCACCUGGAAGAAGACAGCCUAGGCUUUGAGCCAAACCAGAAGCUGGAGGUGGUUAACGGAAAGAACCCCAAUGAGUUGUGUGUAGGAACUGUGGAGCGGGUGUGCCCUCCCCUGGUGUGGGUCCACCUGGAGGACAGUAACGAGGGUGGCACCAGGGUGGUGCUGCCCCUACGCUCGCAACAGCUGUUCCCUGUCGGGUGGUGUGGCUCAAAUGGGUGGCCCCUCCGACCACCCCGUGACUGGGCCCCUCCAGGCCGUCCUUCCGCGUCCUCCCCACUGAGGCGCGCAAGUGGCAGCGCAGCAGCGUCGUCGUCAUCUGCAGCGGCUGCCGAAAAACCCAGCAAGAAGUCAGGAUCCGUGGAGGCCAAGUCAGGUUGGUGCCCUGCGCUGCACCUGAACCACAGGUGCUUCUCGGGCCCACUGUUGUCCAAAGGGCGUUUGGCAGAACUCCCACGUCAGACGGGGCCAGGUCCGGUGGCGCUGGUGCUGCGUGAAGUACUGGCACAGCUCAUCGGUGUCGCCUACAAGCCUAGCCGGGUGCUUGCCAUCCUUCAGCUGCGGGGAAGCCCCACACCUGGCAUGCACCAGCAAACACUCAAGGCCAAGUACAAGGGAAAGACGUAUCGAGCUACGGUAGAAACAGUCCGCAGCAGCGGCGAGGUGGGUGCGUUCUGCCGCAGCAUCUGUAACAAGCUCGAGUGCUGCCCGAACCUGUUUGGACCCACAAGCUUUGGUGAGAACUCCUGCCCUGACAACUGCUCUGGGCUCACCAAGACCAAGUACACCUACCACUUUGUGCGCAAGCGGCAGAAACGGCAGAUGGCGCUGCGUAAAGCGAAGCAGGCGCGCUCCGAGAGCCCCGCAUCUGGAGCCAAUGCCUCGUCCAGUGGGUCCACAGGCGAGCCGCCGUCUGAGGCAAAGCAGAGCCGGGUAGACGUCACCAUGUCGGCAUCUGAACAAGCUACAGCUUCCAAGGAAGCCAACACCACUUCUACCUCUUCCACUAGCACCACCACCUCCGGUGCUGCUGCUGCUGCUGCUGCUGCUGCUGCUGCUGCUGCUGCUGUGAAGAAGUCGGAGCGGCUGUCAAGUCGUCCAGCCACACGGCCACCUACUCGAAUUGGACAUCGACCGCCCGGCAGACCGCCCGGCAGACCGCCUGGCAGACCGCCCAAGUCUGCUAACAGGCAGCCUCCUCCUGUCACCUCAUCCUGUGGGUCGUCAGCUGCACCACCACCAAACGAUCGACCUGGUGUGCGCACUCGGGGUGCGCGCCUGCCAGACUUCAAGACCCUCAACUUGGAUCUGCGUUGGCAGAAGCCGCUGCGGGCACGUCUGCUGUCCAACAAGAAGCAACAGCAGCAGGCAUCACGCUCGGACACCCCGGACUCUCUCUCCUCUGAGGGCACUGCUGAGUUGGCACAAGAGGCAUCUUCUCGGUCGUUAUCGUCGUCGGUGAGCACACAGCAGCAGCAGCAACCAAAGCACCACAUUCCCCACCUGUGCCUGGACUCCAAUCCCAUUGAUUGGACCGUCGGCGAUGUGGCUCGCUUCAUUGCCGGCACCAACUGUGCGCCCCUCGUCCGUGUCCUGCAAGAACAGGAAAUUGACGGCCAGGCUCUACUUCUACUGACUCUACCGUUGGUUCAAGAGUUCCUUGAACUUCAGCCGGCUCCUGCCAUCCAGUUUUGCCAGCUGCUGGAACGGAUAAAGCUGGCCUUCUACCUCCAGUAUGGCAAGGAAAGCAACAUGGUUGUCUUGGACAUUCGUGACUAAGGAAUUGUGUGAUUACCGGUGGCGUGCAUCAGCUUGGCAUGCGUCUCAGUUCCGUCUGCUCCUCUGUGAUGGUAGCAGACGAAAAGACUUGUGGCUGCCCUAUGGGCACGGGAAGCUGAUGACAAAUUAGGUUUGAUGUCAAACCCAGAGAGUAUUUACUGGUUAAGCAUGAGUCGAGUGUUUCCUGUCAUAUGUGACCACGCUGUACUUGCUGGCUUGUGGCAAGCAGGGACCUUGGUGAAGGCCUGCCCGGGUGAAAGGAAUCGCUCUGCGAUUGGUUCUUUCACCCACUUCACAGCAUUUUGCCAUCACAGCAGUCCUUGGUGCCUGGAGCACCAAUUUAUCAUGCACAGCUGGUGUGGGGAUGUGCAGAAUGCAGUGGUAGCCUGAGAACAGCUGCCUGAGUUUAACAGUGAAGUAUGUGCAUUGGGUGGUGCCUUACUAGAGUCUCAUUUUGUUAGGCUUGUUGGCCUGACAGUUUCUGAAGGUGGGAAUUUGUGAUGCUGCAGGAAUUGAGUGACGGGGUGUGCAAACAGCCAACAGCCCUUGUGGCAUGUUCUGUAUACAGAAUACCAUAAAAUCCUGCAUGUAAUACUAGGCACUGUUUUGGAUUUUGGUACUUCAACUCAAAACUGCUUUUUGUAUUACAUGUAUUAAGGACCACUUUUUUUUUUUUUUUUCAUUCAGUGUGUUUGUCAGUCUCAUAUGGACAAAAACCAGGUUGUUUUAAGUCAUAUUACCAGAAUAUCCCCCCCCCCCCCCCCCAAUUUAUGGCCCCCCGAAUUUCAUUUGUAUUGCACUUUGGUUGGUAUUAAAUGCCGAGUUUUAUGAUUUGCACCUUGGGACACUAAUGGAAUCUGAAAGCUGUGAAAAGAGAGAAAACAAAAAAAAGUGACCUCAGAGCUAUGCACCUUGUGAGAUGCAGAAGUGUCAGACACUAGGCACAUUCAAAGUGUACACAAAAUUAGUUUGUUCGAGUUUGCUGUGUCCAUAAAUGUUUUCUUCAUGAAUGUUUGAUCGCAGUUGCUCUUGGUGUUGUUGCUAGGUAAAAGUGUCAGAUUCGUUGCCUAUUUGACAUGGCACCUGGGCAUUAUAAUGGCAGCAGAACUUUUGAAAGGCAAUCUCAUGCAUAGAGAGCAUGUAGUAUUUCCUUAUGUUACCUGUUUUAUGCUUGGCGGUGGCUUGCCUUGCAUGGGUACGUCACAAUGCAAGAGCAGAGGCCAAGGAAAACAGCAAACUCACCUGUCUGGGACUCAACAGUGGCCUGUGAUUGUAGAGUGAGCUGUUGGCUUGCAUACAGUGAACUUCCACCUGCUCUACUAAGCUCAGCAUUCGCUCUUGUGAGGUACGAAGACAUGGCCUGCUCAUCCCUACUGAUAUGAUCAAAGAUACCUUUGUGCUGCGCACAUUAAAAGUGCGAAAACAACACUAUUACUCUUAAAAUUUGUACUCUCUUUAGGGUGUAAUUUUUACCACACAGCAAUAAUCGUCCAUCAUGCGUCCAUCAUGUUAGGAAUGUAGUGGGAUGCGCGGGGUGUUUCUCACAGGAAACUGCCUGUUGUGCAGUGGUAAAUUAAAUAUAUGCAAUAUCGGUGACAAUUAUUGUUAAUUGGCAAAAUGACACGGCAAAGGGUAUACAGUUUUUAAGAGUGUUGGUCUUUGGCGUCCACUUUGCCAGCUUCUCUGGCUGGCAGUGCCAUUAACAGAACACUAAGAACAAGGAAGGGCUCCAUUUUCCAGCUCCAUUUUCGAGAGUUCUCAUACUCUUGAAUGGAGUAAAUUCACUCUGAUUGGGCAUGCAAAAUCUGGAAAAUGGAGUUAACUAGGGGACAGGCUUUUACACCUGCUUAGAGGAUUAACUGGCAAUUCCUUUGUUCUUUGUGUAUCUAAACUCUUCCACAAUCACACGCUUAAAGGUGUACAUUGUUGGCCUUUGCAUUCAAUCUGCUAGCUGUUCUAGCUUGUAGUGCCGUUAAAACACUCUAAGAACAGAAGGAGAAUUCUAUUGCCAAAUUCGAUUUCUGAAAGUUCUCAUACUUUGCAAUUACAUGUGUUCACUCUUAUUGGACAUGAGUACUCUGAGCAAGGGAGUUAAAUGUGGCAUAAUAAGUUACUCAUGUAAUGAAGUGAUUGUUACUCCCUUUGUAGAGUGCAUAUGUCAGUCCUUGCACAAUUACAGCUUGCUUCCUCUGAAUGCUUUCAAGCAGACCACAGUUGUCACACUAGAGUAAAAAUAUUGUAUUUUGUGAUGUAAUCUAGGCUUUUAAAAGUGGUUGUCAUUGCAGUCACAUUUAUAAUACCUGGGAUCAGUGUAGCCAUUGGGGCCAACGGUUGUGAGAGAAAAUGCAUUUGCACAAAGUACAUUUAGCAUCAAUAUUAAUGAUGUUUAUAUUUUUUGUACUUUUUGCAUUAUUUACAACCUUUCAUCCUACCUCCUUUUAAGUUGGCUUUUAUUCAUGGCACCUAUGCAAAUUGAAAGUUUGCUAAGCCAUUCAUUCGUAUGAAAAGUAUACUGUAUUAGUUUUCAUUCUAGUGUAAUAUCACUAUUUCUUCUCUGCUGGAAAAAAGUGGCUGGUGUGAUGCAUUAGGCAUAUGUAGCUUAGUGAAAAUUUUAAUCUUCAGGCGUUUGUGUCAAAAUUACGCUGACAUUAGUGAUGGACUACUCAAGUUUUUCUCCUUCCCAGUGGAUGGCCCUGUACUCCUGCUGUAUAACAUUAUCUAGAAUUUCUCCCAUAAUUUUGAUUAGAAGUACUCAUCUAGAACACGUUAGCCAACAGGAUCACCUUAAGCACGAGAAAAACUGGCACAACUAAACAUGUAGACCUCCGUGCGACAACAUGGCACAACUGGCUUGCACCACAACAUGUUGUGAUCCUGCUGCAUCAAGGGUCUGCUUAGCUCUCUUCAUUCUCGGCAACUGCAUCAUGGCAGCCGUGGGACUGUCUGCUGUACCUAGCUUGCUUCCAAUGACUGACAGGGUCAUGGCAUUUGUGUUCCAUGGGCUCCACACCAAACACUGCUCGGUUGCACAGCUUGCCAUCAUCCUUCACACCAAGCUGACGCUGUUCACCUCACUGUUUGUCGUCCUUCUCUUUCCUUUACUUCAUGCAGGGGUUACCCUGAAGUGAGCUUAAGAUUCCUUCACCUUGUGAUUGACUUGCCGUGCCUUUGACUGGUCAUUGCACUGCAAAGAUUGUGUGAAGAAGCAAAUACGCUUUUUCACAACAGAGAAACGGCUCCAGAAGGGAUGUUGAAAUGCGAUUAUCGCUGAUAGAGCCUGCUUAGCCUUGUAGUAGAGCUUAACGUUGUAUCACACGACUUCGUAAACCCAGCAGAGUGCUCAGGAAUGACCAGUCAAAGAUGCUGUCAGCGUACAUGCCCCAACAAGACAGACGUAAAAGUUUAAAACAUAUCGCACUUGCAUCAUCUGGUUCUGACUGUUGAUUCUGUACCAUGCAGCACAGUGUCUGAGGUGAUUUGCUGGAGUUAGCUGAGAUGAGCAAGCUCCAUGUGUGUGUGUUUAUGUGUGUGACAAGCAGACGACAGACUCGACGAGCAGGUGACACUAUUGCAGACAGGCUGAUGCGGACACCGUUGUGACAGGCAUCAGGCCUAGCACCCUAACCACCGUCGGUGUAUAGAAACUGUCAUUCGCUGCUACACUCAUCAGCUAUGAAUGCCCUGACAGGCUGUGUAGCACAUUAGGAAAGUGCCAAAAGGAGAGAGAGAGUUAUCUUUGAUGACUGCAGUGUGGGCAGCUAGAGACGCGUGGAAAUUUGACAAUACGCACUUGCCUUGCCAUCAGAUAUCGAGAAAAAAAAAACAUACAUAAGUGUGGUACUGCACCUACUUUUGGACACAGUGCAAUUGCUGCUUGGCGCAUGUGUACUGUCAUGUUAGCAGCAGCCGUAAUAAGUUCACUGAGGCAUGCUCAGAUUUCUACACACCAAUGUCUAGGUAACUAUAGAAGGCAGGUGGCAAGUAAAUUUUGCACAGUAAAUGAUGCAAGAUUUGCUGACUACCAUGGGGCACCAAAGGAACACUUUUUAUAGAGCCAGCUUUUAGCUUUACGUGUCGAUUCGCACUAAGUAGCCAUAGUUCUUGCAGUCCAUAAUACAGUAUGAGCCGACUAUCCCAACAAGUAUUACCCAGCUUUUAACACAUGACAGUUUCCGUCAUAAUAGCAGCCUGUGAUUCGAGACAGCCAAGUUACUAUUGGAAACUGAAAAAUUAUGUCAUUUCUGUAACACUGUUGGCAUUUGCUGCCGCUGGAAAAGUACGAGAGAGAUAUGUGGGUGAAGUGUUAGUAGUGGCAUUACUAUACAUUGGUGAUCCGAUGGUGCAAAGUGUGAUUCUACGAACUAUUAAAUGAGUUGGACCACUGUUUUUCUUGUAGUCAAUGUGUUCAUUAUGUUUUUGGCAGAUGUUAUGCUUGUCAUCGUUUGUGUGAUUGAAAGCAAACCAGUGGACACUUUUCACAGUUGUGUUGUAUGCAUGUGUGUGUGUGUGUUGGCCAACCUGUUGAGGGUGAGGACACCAAACAUUAUACCAAAGUGCAAGAAUGUUGUUACCUAUGAUCAAAAGUUUAAUGCAUAUGUUAUUUUUCUCUGUGAAUAAAGUGCACCGUCCAAAG
This is a messenger RNA of Dermacentor silvarum, 6538 nucleotides long. RefSeq names its product scm-like with four MBT domains protein 1. NCBI's taxonomy places the organism in Eukaryota, Metazoa, Arthropoda, Arachnida, Ixodida, Ixodidae. Gene Ontology annotation, cellular component: nucleus. Gene Ontology annotation, biological process: regulation of DNA-templated transcription. The transcript has 12 exons. Bases 1 to 1905 code for a protein of 634 amino acids. The record is from RefSeq and is a predicted model, not a curated record.